Camelus dromedarius (Arabian camel) is the source of this 2278-nucleotide messenger RNA. RefSeq names its product granulocyte-macrophage colony-stimulating factor receptor subunit alpha. Gene Ontology annotation, biological process: cytokine-mediated signaling pathway. Lineage: Eukaryota; Metazoa; Chordata; Mammalia; Artiodactyla; Camelidae. Gene Ontology annotation, molecular function: cytokine receptor activity; protein binding. The coding region runs from base 371 to 1675 and encodes 434 amino acids. The transcript has 12 exons. The record is from RefSeq and is a predicted model, not a curated record. Gene Ontology annotation, cellular component: external side of plasma membrane; membrane.
GGAAGGGUCCGUGCUCGAGACGGCCAGCGGGCUGGGUUGGAACACUUCCUGUCCGCCGCGAUGAUAACAGCCAGCUGGCCACGCAAUGCAGAGGAAGACGCGGCUGAUAGAUUAUUUCUCGAGACGCCGCUUAUACAAGGGCACACACAGACAGACAGAGUGCGGACGGACAGGCUGUCGGGCUUUCUCAUUCUCGCUGCCGAAGUCCGGCCUCCGGGAAGACGGCCGGCCCCCGGCGGACCCCCGCUCCCUGCCGUCGCCCUACAGAGGUGACCGCCGCCCACCCCACGCACCGGCCUUCAAGGGGUCCCGGAAAGAGUCCAGAAGGACCCACGAAGUCGCCUGACCAGUCCAGCUGUGGGGCAGCAGCAUGGCAGUCCUGUUAGCUUUCAUAAGCCUCCUCCUGGUGCCUCUGAACCCAGCAUGCUUCACAGACCCAGCACAGGAGAAGGUGUCUCCUAUUAUAAACCUGAAGCUAGAUUCAAGGAAAAAAAUGUUAACCUGGAAUUCCAGGAGAAACGUGACUUGGCAAGAAUGUACAAUAGACGCCCCCCUUGAUCCUCCCAUCAGCCAAACCCCACAGGUAGCCGAGGAUGGCACGUACUUCUGCACGUUUUCAAACUCUGUGCUGCACCGGGGGGCCACCCUGACCGUGAAUGUCACCUCCGAGGGCCACGAGUUCCAGGCCACCCUGACCUUCUGUAACUCAGGCAGGGAAGGGUCCGGUGCCGUGAACUUCUCCUGCCUCAUCUACAAUGUGCACUUCCUGAACUGCAGCUGGGCACAGGGCCCGGCCGCCCCUGCAGACGUGCGGUAUCACCUCUACACGUGGGCCUCCCUGCACGGGAAUGUGUCCGAGUGUGCCCAGUACGUCCUUGACCCAACGGGGACACGGGUGGGCUGCCAUUUUGAUCAGCUCGGUGAACCCCAGACGACGGACAAUUACUUCUUCCUGGUGAACGGAACCAGCAAUGAAACGGACAUCCAGUUUUUGGACUUCACUCCCUUUGUAGCCACUGAAAUUGAGAAGUACAACCCGCCAGCAAACCUCACGGCUCGUAACAACGGGUCCUAUUACGUGAUCCAGUGGGACAACCCCGUCACCAGAUUCAACAUUUCGAGUCACGUCUUGUACUAUGAGCUGGACAUCCAGAGGAAGGGCAGCUUCUCCAAGACAGACCCCGUUUUCCAAAGAGGAGAAAAUAGGAAUGAGUACCUGAUGCCGAGUUCCGCCGUGACGGGCGUGCACACCGUCCGGGUCAGAGUGAGGCACGUGUACGGGGACACCUGGAGUGAGUGGGGCCCCGCGCAGCCCUUCGGUUUCCCAGAGAAGAAUUUCACUGGAUUCCUUGUGGUCCUGAUCGGGCUGGUGGUGGGGGCAGCGGCUUUAUCCAGCAUAGGCCUGAUGUUCCUCUGUAAGAGGUUCUCCCUGAAGCAAAAGCUGUUCCCUCCCAUCCCGCAGGUGAAACGGGAACUGGCUGGCUCGUUUACGCCCACCCGGGAGAUGGCCUGGGACGGGGACAACCCCUCAGCGGGCUCGCAGGAACCCGAGGACUUCCUCACGGUGGAGGAAAUGAAGUUGUUUGCGGGCAGAGAAGCGGAGGUGGUGGGUCCAGCCCCAGCCCUGAACCCUUAUGAAAACAUCACUGCUGUGCGUGGUCGGCCGGGGCAGUAACGUCCCCGGCCGCGCCUUUCUGCUCUCCAUCCCACCCUGGCGCUGCCCCCUGUCCGGUGCGCCCAGCCCGCCGGCCGCCGGCCCCCGCGCGUUCCCGCCGCCGAGCCGCCUGCAGGAGGGACCCGGCCGGCUGCGCUGACGGAGGAGGGUGCGGGCAGAAGUCGGCGCGCGCUGCGGCCCGGGCUGUCCGCGCGGAGAUGCGCCGGGCAGGUUUGCCUCCGAAGGGCGCCGGCCACGCGGAGGACCAGCCCCUGCGGAGAGUUUCGGGGGAAAUGAGGAAGCUCUUUCCUGACGGAAAUGCCUCUGCGCUAUGCAGUGCCCAUCCGCCCGGGUUACUUCUGUGGUUUUGUUUUGCUUUUUUGUUUUUCUUCCACCAUACUUUUUUUUUUAAUUCCCGUAUACUUGCUAUGCAAUAUUAGAAGUUCCAUGUGUUCAGUGCAGUGAUUCACAAUUUCCAAAGGUUCUACUCCACGCAUAGCGAUUAUAAAAUCCUGGCUCGCGGUGGGGAGGACGUAGCUCAGUGGUGGAAUGCACGCCUAGCAUGCACGAGGUCCUGGGUUCAAUCCCCUGUACCUCCAUUAAAAUAAAUAAACCUAAUUAUCA